AUGAAAAGCUUCAUCUAUUUCAUGUUAUUCAUUGCCUACGUAAAGUUUUUGCAGUUACGCAUGUGCGUUCUCAGUAGGAAGGAGGCCCUGGAAUUCUACGAGGAUCGGAAGGGGGAAACCUCUCUUCCUUUCGUCUUGGAGCAAAUAGUGUCGGGGCCGCUGGCAGCAGUCGAGUUAGUGGGAGAAAACGCCAUAGAACGAUGGCGACAGCUCAUGGGCCCUAGUGAUCCAAUAGAAGCCAGGAAAGUAGCUCCAAAUAGCCUUAGAGCAAUCUACGGCAAGGAUUCCCACGCUACGAGUGGUUUCCAUGGUUCGGCGUCUCCGGAAAGCGCUAUCAAAGAGUCGAGCUUCUUCUUCUCCGCGAACAAGCCGCAGUCCACCAUUCUUCUGAAAAACACCACUUGCUGUGUUAUCAAACCCCACGCCAUCCACGAAGGAAACUUGGGGAACAUUAUUACGUCCAUUACCGACUCACACUUCAAGGUCACUGCUGCUCAGAUGUUCCAUUUGAGCAACGCCAACGCUGACGAAUUUUUGGAGGUCUACAAAGGCGUUGUGAGCGACUACAAUGCUUUGCUGCUCAGUUUCUUGGAUGGGCCUUGCGUAGCUCUGGAGAUAGCGGGGAAAAAUUGUGAUAUGAACGUCCAUGAGGAAUUUAGGAAGUUUUGCGGGCCUUUUGAUGCUGAGAUAGCUAGGCAGAUAAGGCCGAAUACGUUGAGGGCCAAGUACGGGUGGGACAAAUUUAAGAAUGCCGUCCAUUGCACUGAUUUGCCUGAAGAUACUCGCCUUGAACUGGAUUAUUUCUUCAAAGUGUUGAAGGACUAGGUUCGGCUAUGGCACAUACUUUUUACUAAUUUUUCGUAUACUUUUAAUAAAACUAGCAGAAUGCCUUUUAUUUUUAUUAUA
Messenger RNA from Leptinotarsa decemlineata (Colorado potato beetle), 906 nucleotides. RefSeq lists its product as uncharacterized. Lineage: Eukaryota; Metazoa; Arthropoda; Insecta; Coleoptera; Chrysomelidae. Gene Ontology annotation, biological process: sensory perception of smell. The record is from RefSeq and is a predicted model, not a curated record. Gene Ontology annotation, molecular function: odorant binding.